Trichobilharzia regenti is the source of this 2405-nucleotide messenger RNA. The record is from the annotation of a GenBank genome assembly. NCBI's taxonomy places the organism in Eukaryota, Metazoa, Platyhelminthes, Trematoda, Strigeidida, Schistosomatidae.
UGUUUACAUGUUUCUGCCUUUCAUUGAUCUUAUGUCUACAGUACACACAUUUUAAAAAUGUUUAUUUUAAAUGAUGUCUUGUGGAAAAAGUAAAAACACUAGGCACGAAAUAAAUAAUAAUUCAAAUAAUUCUGUGGGCAAUGAUCAAUUCAAGUACACACGGAAUCACAAGAUUCGUUACGAACAGAAUGUCCCGCACCAGUUUGCGAGUAAUCUCAUGCCUGAUAAUGCUGGCGAGCAAAAGGAUCGUUUUCUUCGGCGUAACAUAACGCCUGAAUUUCACCUAAAAGUUAUCCCAGGAGAGCUAGAAUCAGCUAUAUUACAUGAUUCUGGACAUAUCACUUUCACUUUAUUUAGAGAAGCAACUCGAAUUCUAGAUACUGUGUGCAGGAAAUUUAAAAGCAUUGAUAAUUUUGUGGAGCAAAGUUUUGGACCUAGAAUUUCUGUUGAAGAAGCAACUCAAAAGAUCACUGAAUACAUAAAAGAGGCAAAUUUGCCAACAAACUUAGAGGUUAUUUGGUGUGAGGAUUUAAUAGGAAGCGCUCUGAUGUGCAGUACUGGUAUUGAUAAAAAUGGUAACAUACCCCGGCAUAGAAAAUUCACAAUGCUGCUAAAAACGAAUGAGGAAAAUACAUACUUACGUGAGAGAGGCAUAAUGUGCUUGAUGGAUCAUGAACUGGGAACACACUAUCAUAGGUCAUUUAAUGAAGGUCUUCAGCCAUGGUAUGGUAAAAGAGAUAUAUACGGUCUUGGGCCAACAAAUACUUGUGAAGCAGUUAAAAUUGAAGAAGGUCUUGCCUGCUUGCAUACAGUAUUUCGUGCACAAUAUCGUUAUUUGGGUGUACCAGCACUUCUGUAUUAUGGUUCUUGUAUGGCUGAAUAUUUACCUUUUAAAGAAUUAUUUGAACAUCUUGGAAAGUAUGUAUCGAAUGAAGAGCAACGUUGGAAACACUGUAUGCGAAUUAAGCGUUGUUUACCUAGUCAAGAUAAGUGUGGUGGCUACGGAAAGGAUCAAAGAUAUUUUGAAGGAGCAGUUAAAAUCCUUCGAAAUCAAGCCAAUGUUGACUUCAAUCUUUUAAUGGCUGGUAAACUGACCUUGGAAGAAACGCAUAAAGUUCGUCGAUGUGCAAUCAUGUCUGCAGUUCGUCUACCGUUAUUUAUGCAAGACAAAGAAAAGUAUCUCACUGGUUUACGUACAAUAGCUCGGUUGAAUGGUAUUAAAAUUUUAGAACAAACUGUGGCAAAACCAAGUUCUCUGGCUUCACGUUCAUCAGCUCCUGUAAAACUCUCACCGCUAUCUUCAACAAGUUCAUUUCUCACUCACAAGCCUCUGAACCAAUCGUCAACCAGUAAAACAUCUUUUGGCGAAAAAAAUGAUAAGAAAUCUGAUAAAUCGUCUGUCACAUACAACAAUCGAACAUCAAAUAUGCAGACACCUUCUGAAAAGGUGGAACUAUCAUUAGCACCACCCACUGAAGAAUUAUCAACUAAUCUUUCCAAAUUAAUCAAAGCAAGACAACAAAAUCCUGAAGAGGCCACCUCUCGUACAAAAGUCAACGGUACAGCUCAAAAUCGUGUGAAAGGUAGACUUUUAAAGUCAUUAGACAAAUUUGAACUUACCCGGAAUGAAUUCACUAACGCACUAACAUUUGUAGGAAAUAAAGAGUAUGCAGAGAAAUCAAAACAUAAGUAUCGAUUUCUGCCCCGAAGUAAUGGUGCUACAGUCUCCUGUAAACAGUCGACUGACGAUAACAACAGUCCACUUCAUAAUGGUGGUGGUGGUCGUGGUGGUGUUGACAAUUUGUUUGAGAAUGGGAUAAAAUUUCUACCCAAAGGGGUUUGUGGUUGUCAGUUGUUUACGCAUGGAUCUUUUAAGUUCCCAAUGGAAAAUGAGAAUGAUAAAAAUAUGGAGAUCAGUGAAACUGCUAAUUGUACUGCGUCUACUACGAACUGGGAUGACAGAAAAGUGGACAAUAAUCCAAGUGGUUUAAAGAAUAUCAGUGUACCAGUUGUACUGGAAAUCGAUCUACGCCAUCCAGUGAUUGGAUUAUAAUCGAUUUAAUUAAUUAACUAGCCACUAGUGAAUGGACAAUGGCUUUCGCUUAACAUCACUGCUUGGAUAUAUAUACUUUCUUCUUGUGUCUUUGGCCCUGGUAUUUUCCUCUGAUUGGCAUCGCUGAUUCACUUAGUUCGCAUAAAUUCAAGCCAUUAACAACAAUAACCAACAUAAUAUUCAACAAAAUCAGUUGGCAAGGCGGUCAUAACACACCUAAAACCAUCUUGAAAAAAUGUUUACUUCUCUCUUCACAUUGUGUGUGUGUGUGCUUGGCAAAAAUGCGAAAGGUGUGGAAAAAAAACUCAUUUUUUGUACACACACUGGUAAUUGUCAAUUCAUAAGACUGCAG